AUAUACUACUAUGAAAUUUUUCUUUAAAUUAUUAUGUUUUCAAUUUUUACCUAAUUAAUGUGCUGUUGUCAUCCCGUUAUCCACCCCACCUACACGUCAUUUAACUAAAUCAUUUCGCUCAAAUCCUUAACUUGUUUCUUUCCAGUUGCCAAUCACCAUGGACGAGAGAAUGAGGGAGGUUUCUGAAGCAGGAAAUGUCAAUGACUUGUAUGAACUGAUUCAACAGAAUCCAUAUGUUUUGAAACGCAUUGAUGAGUUUCCUUUUGUUGACACUCCCUUACAUAGAGCAGCCUCUGGAGGGCACAUUGAUUUUGCUAUGGAAAUAGUGAACUUGAAGCCAUCAUUUUUAAGGAAACUAAACCCAUCUGGGUUUAGCCCAAUGCAUCUUGCCCUCCAAAAUGACAAAAUUCUGGUAGCCAGUGAGCUUCUGAAAGUUGACAAAGAUUUGGUUCGUGUCAAAGGGAAGGGUGGUUUAACACCUCUGCAUCUAGCAGUUGAAAAAGGAAACUUGGAUCUUGUGGCCGAAUUUCUCGACGCUUGCCCUGAAUGCAUCACAGAUGUGACCAUUCAAGGCCAGACUGCUCUGCAUAUUGCAGCCAUAUUUAACAACUUCGAUGCCCUUGAGCUCCUUAUCCGUUGGUUGCAAAAAACCACCCACAAAGAUGGAGAUAUUUGGGAAGAAGAAGUUUUGAACAAGAAGGACCGGACAGGAAACACAGUUUUGCAUUUGGCUGCAUCAAUUAAUCAUUGUCGGAUGGUAAAAUUGUUAGUAAAAUGUAAAACGGUGAUGAAGAACAAGAUCAAUAUGAAUGGUCAGACACCUCUGGAAAUGUUAGAGGGCCAAGAUGACACCAGAGAAACUGAAAGCGCUCUACGUCAGCCUGGUCGAUGUUUCAAAGCUAACACCAAGUUUGCAUGUCGGAGCUUAGCAGACUCAUUGAGAAAAGAAAGCAGUUGUGCGGAAAAAUUGCAAAAGUUUCUGGCUCGUCAAAAUAACAAGAUAUCAAAUGGCAUGCGCGAUGCUAUGCUGGUAGUAGCUGCAUUGAUCUUAACAGCCAGCUUCCAAGCUUGCCUUAGUCCACCAGGAGGGCUUGGGCAGGGAGACGGUAAUAUGAAUAGCACGAUGUCCCCUAACAGUAGAGUAGGUUUGUCAACCAUGCUUCCCACAAACUUUGGUUUUACCUUUGCAAUGAACACUGCAACCUUUUUGACAUCAACUUGCAUGGUGUUUUUCCUCCUUCCUGACGAAGCCAUAACACCGCUCACGGUACCUUUACUAUUAUUAAUUCUCUGCUACGUCAACUCAGUCCUUCUUGUAUCUCCAUUCGAGUUUGAUUCUAUUGCACUCCUUAUCGGUGCUGUUGGCAGCUACAUUUUUGUGUCAUGGCCUAAGAUUUUGGAUCUUUGCUAUCGAAGGCGUCCAACAUUUUGGUUGGGGACAAUCAAGAAUGUUCUCUUGAUCAUCUUGCUUCUUUGUGUGACUGUGCUUCCGGUAGGUAAGAUUGUCUGUUCUAUUAAAGGUUGUUGAGUGAAUUUGUUUUGGGAAGACUUUGGUUGUGAGAAUGUGCUGAAGAUAAAUGGAACAGUAGAGUAAAGUUACUGUUACAUACAUUAUUCUUAUCUAGUUCAAUUUCAAUUAUGUUGCGGAAAAGUUUCUUUAUUGAUUUUUUAGUAUAAUCUUUAUGUAUCUUUGAUAUUAAAUAUCUCACCUAAAA
Molecule: messenger RNA, 1715 nt
Organism: Rubroshorea leprosula
Lineage: Eukaryota; Viridiplantae; Streptophyta; Magnoliopsida; Malvales; Dipterocarpaceae
Source: the annotation of a GenBank genome assembly